UAAAGAGUUGUAGAUUGCCAGCUGUCCAGCCAUGGAUGAGUGAUUGCGUAACCCAGGCUGCUCCUCGUCUCGUCUCGUCUCGUCUCGUCCAUGACCACGCCUUUCUCUACAAAACCCCAAAACCAAAACCAUCACCCACCACUUAACUCUCUCAUUCGUAUUCCACACUUCACUCACAACACAACCCCGCUUUCCUCAGACACAGUGAGAAAAUUGUGUGAAUCAUAUGCCGCGGGUUGCGGAGGGCUGAGUUGAUAUGGCCAAGAGCGGGGUGUUCGAAGGGGAUCGGGUGAUGGUGGUCAAGGCCGUGGAGUUGAGGAAGGAGCUGCAGAAGCUGUUGAGGGCGAUUGUGGAGGAGGACGACGUCAAUCUGGAGGCGCUCGAUAGGGCGCAGCAAAUGCUCUUGCUGUUGAAGGAAUUGAAGCUCAAGAAGACGGCUGAUUUGGAGCUCCGCCGUCAGGAUGUCAUCCCCGCCACGGUGCCGGAGGAGUUCAAGUGCCCGCUCUCCAAGAAACUCAUGAGGGAUCCCGUGAUUCUUUCCACCGGAGUGACAUAUGAUCGUCCCUUCAUUCAAAACUGGCUUAAAUCUGGGAAGAGGACAUGCCCUAAAACUGAGCAGGUGCUGUCACACACAGUUCUCAUACCGAACCACUUGAUCCGUGAAAUGAUAACGAAUUGGUGCAAGAUUCGUGGGAUCGAGCUGCCAGAGUGCAAGUAUAAUGACGAGGAGGCCUACUCUGAGGAAGACCAAGAGGCAUUCAAAUCUCUGCUGGAGAAGAUGUCAUCCACAUUGUUUGAACAGAAGGAAGCUGCUAAAAAAUUGCGCCAACUGACAAAACGAACGCCUUCAAUCCGGGUGUUAUUUGCUGACCGUGAGAAUGCUGUGUCACAGCUGGUGGCUCCAUUCGCUCAACCCAACAUCCAGGAUCAUCCAGAUCUGCAGGAAGACAUCAUCACGACGAUCUUGAACAUCUCCAUCCACGACAACAACAAGAAGCGCGUUGCAGAGACGCCUACCGUGAUUCCUAUUCUGAAGAAUGCAGUGACGUCAGGGACUGCGCAGAUAAGGAGCAAUGCAGCUGCAGCCCUUUUCACGUUAUGCGCCCUCGACUCAAACAAGGAGAUGAUUGGGAGGUCGGGUGCCUUGGGACCCCUCAUCACACUAUUGGAUGAAGGGCAUGAUAUAGGAAUGAAAGACGCCGCUUCUGCGAUCUUCAGCAUGUGCAUUCUCCUUGAGAAUAAGGCGAGAGCAGUGAGUGAAGGUGCGGUUAGAGUUAUCAUGAAGAAAAUCGAGGACAGAAUGCAGGUUGAUGAGCUGCUGUCGAUUCUUGCAAUGCUUUCGACCAACCAGAAGGCGAUUGAGCAGAUGAUCGAGCUCAAUGCAGUCCCCACCUUGCUCAGCAUCAUAAGGGAGUCCACCUGUCCACGCAAUAAGGAGAACUGCGUGGCCAUCCUGCACACGCUCUGCUAUAGUAACCGGAGCAUGUGGAGGGAGAUGAGAGAGGAGGAGCGUGAGCAUCGCACACUAUCUCAGCUGGCUGAAGACGGCACUUCUAGGACCAAGAGGAAGGCCAAUGCAAUUCUUGAGAGACUGAACAGAGCUGCCAACAUCAACCACAGCGCGUGAACGCCUCCUCCGCACAUAUAUACUCUGUAAAUUCUGCAACUCCCCUAAACGAUCAAGGUAUCUCGUGGUCAUUUUUACCCUUGUGCAUAAUUACGUUUUGAUCUCCGGUGCUACGGCUUAUAGUUGUGAAUAAUUCAUUACAAUGGCAAGUUUUUUACUGUGAAGGAAGUUUGAUGGAUGCAACACGUAGUUGAUGAGUAAUUGAAUGGUUGAAGUUUUUAAGACA
Molecule: messenger RNA, 1853 nt
Organism: Salvia miltiorrhiza (redroot sage)
Lineage: Eukaryota; Viridiplantae; Streptophyta; Magnoliopsida; Lamiales; Lamiaceae
Product: U-box domain-containing protein 9-like
Exons: 2
Coding region: 257-1627 (456 amino acids)
Biological process (GO): protein ubiquitination
Cellular component (GO): cytoplasm; nucleus
Molecular function (GO): protein binding; ubiquitin-protein transferase activity
Source: RefSeq, a predicted model, not a curated record